Molecule: messenger RNA, 1646 nt
Organism: Oncorhynchus keta (chum salmon)
Lineage: Eukaryota; Metazoa; Chordata; Actinopteri; Salmoniformes; Salmonidae
Product: lysophospholipid acyltransferase 1-like
Biological process (GO): lipid modification
Cellular component (GO): membrane
Molecular function (GO): acyltransferase activity
Source: RefSeq, a predicted model, not a curated record
UUCAACACAACUGUGUCACGUUUAGAAACUAGAUCAGUAGGUGGGAUAAUGUAGAGUUAUUAGAGGGGAGGGGGCCAUCCCAUCCGCCACCUACUGUUCCUGUUGCUCCUGCCUCAGUCCGUGAUACAACUGACAGCUCUGUACCACGCCUUGGUAGGCUACUGGCUAUAAUAGCAGUCAGCACUAAUUCUCGCAUAUUUGCCAACUGUCACAAUAGCAUAUUGUUGUUAACUACGACUGCGCAGAGAGGACGUCAAGUUUUUCUUGAGUCGGGAUGUAUUUCAGUCAAUGAACAGCAAUGAGAUUGUAGAAGCGCUUUAUUUCUUUCUUUGGUAAAACAUUUCUUUCUUUCUUUUUUUUUUACGGAGGAGCGACUUCAAACCUUUACCAUGCAUAAUGGACGAGUUCACAACCUCUUCGUUUAAAACUACCGGUUCCAAAUGGUUGCUUCCAGUCAGCGAUUUCUUUGGAUUCCCAUUGGAUCAGGUGAACUUCUUGGCAUGUCAGGUGUUUGCCCUUGGUGCCUCCUUCUGGUUCCGUCUUUACCUCAGCCCUCAGUUCUCCAGCCCCGUGGUCCGCCAUGCUGUCGCCACACUCUUUGGCCUCUCCUUGGUCAUAUUCUGUUUCGGCUGGUAUGCAGUCCAUAUCUCCGUCUUGGUGAUGGUUUGCUACAGGAUUCUGGUCACAGCUGAUAUCCACAACAUUCACAGGUAUACUAUGAUCACGGCCGUCAGCUACCUCGCAGUGUGUCAGGUGAGCAGAGUCUUCAUCUAUAACUAUGGGAUCCUCUCAACAGACUUCUCUGGGCCGUUGAUGAUAAUUACCCAGAAAACCACUAUGUUAGCUUUCCAAGUGCAUGAUGGUAUGUGUAAAAAGCGCGAGGACCUCACGGCCGAUCAGAGGCUCCAUGCUGUAGACUCCAAGCCGUCUCUGAUAGAAUACCUGAGCUACAACCUGAACUUCCUCAGUAUCCUGGUGGGACCCUGCAGUCACUAUAAGGACUACAUAGACUUUAUAGAGGGGAGACACGUUCAGAGGAGGCUGAGAAGGCUUUCUAGCUCCACCACUGGACAGAAUGGACAUGAUAAAGUCUCAGAGCUCUCACCUAUGGCUGCUGUCACACGUAAACUGCUGAUCUGUGGUGUGUGCAUGGUUUUGUUCCUGACCCUCACCAAAGCGUUCCCCGUCACAUAUAACGUUGACAGACAUUUCGACGAGGCACCUUUCCUGACCAGACUGACAUAUGCCUUCUUCUCUAUACAAGCUGCUAGACCCAAGUUCUACUUCGCCUGGACUUUAGCGGAUGCCAUCAACAACGCAGCAGGUUAUGGUUUUAAAGGUGUGGAUGAAGCUGGACAGGUGUCCUGGGACCUCAUCUCCAACAUCAGUAUCUGGGGGAUUGAGACAGCAACUAGCUUCAAGAAGUUCAUAGAUAACUGGAAUAUUCAGACUGGUGUUUGGCUCAAAACUGUGUGUUACGACCGUGCUCCCCGUUACCCCACAGCCCCGACCUUCACCCUGUCUCCUCUCUCUUCAGUGUGUGUUACGACCGUGCUCCCCGUUACCCCACAGCUCUGACCUUCAUCCUGUCAGCUCUAUGGCAUGGAGUUUACCCCGGAUACUACUUCACCUUUAUUACUGCUAUA